Molecule: messenger RNA, 673 nt
Organism: Larimichthys crocea (large yellow croaker)
Lineage: Eukaryota; Metazoa; Chordata; Actinopteri; Sciaenidae
Product: complement C1q-like protein 2
Exons: 4
Coding region: 1-618 (205 amino acids)
Molecular function (GO): protein binding
Source: RefSeq, a predicted model, not a curated record
AUGAAGACCUCAGUGGCUUUGUUGACUUUCUUCCUCUUCUGCGUUGCUGUGGCUGAGGUCCAGCAGCCAGUUCACAACGUAAGAGUGAGAAAGAGAUCGAUCUCUCAAGGGAGCGAGAAAACCAAUUGCCAGCUAAUCCUCAUCUUAAGAGAACUGGAAGCCAAACUGAGAAACACUGAGAAACAACUGGAGGAUCUGAGGGCAGAGGUCCGAGGUACGCGGGUGGCAUUUGGAGCAUAUAUCGGCAAUGUUGGAAAUAUUGGACCAUUCAACACAGAGAUCACACUGACCUACAAGAACGUCUACUCAAACACAGGCUCCUAUAACCCUGCAACAGGUAUUUUCACUGCUCCAGUCAGAGGAGUCUAUUACUUCAGCUUCUCUGGCCAUAAUAUAUCAAGUAGACCCAUGGGACUGCGACUGAUGAAGAAUGGAGAGCAGAUGGUUACUGUUUACAACCAUGCAGCUGGAAACCGUCACGAGACCGCAACCAAUGGCAUGACUUUACAGCUUGAAGUGGGAGACCAGGUGUACAUGAGACUCCGGGCAAACACCUGGAUUUUUGAUAAUCACAAUCACCACAGCACCUUCAUUGGCCAUUUGUUAUUCCCUCUGUGAGUGACAAAGUUAAUAAGCAAAAAAAGACUUGUAGGUGGUGAUAAUGUUAAGAACC